AUGGCUGACUACGAUCGUCGUCGACGAGGCGGAGGGGGAGGUGGUGGUGGUGGCGGCGGCGGCAGUCACUUCAACAAUCGCAAGAGAAGAUAUCGAAACGAUGACUUUGAGGAUCGCCGCCCGCAGCGGCGCCGCUACGAGGAACCACUCGCUACCACCCUUCGCAAGCAAGUUCUGUCGAUCGCAGAGAGUCCAAUUCGACGGCCCGAAGAAGACGUCGCAACCAUCGCAAAGACGUUGGCGGAUAACUACUUUGACACCGAUGUCACCUCGGGCUUCCUGGAUUUGGCCGUGCAGCUUACUAUCGAACAACCGCUCAAGAUUCCGUUCGUUGCCGGCAUCAUCUUGCUUGCAAAUGCCCUGAAACCAGAAUUUACACCGGAGGUCCUCGCCCGAAUCGGAGGAGCGCUGCAAAAAUACCUGAACUUAGGGCAAUGGCGCGAAGUCAAGCUCUACCUGCGCCUUUUGGGCUGCCUGCAGGGCAUGUUCCACGGAGAUGGUGUCUUUCCCGUUCUUGACGAGCUCUUCUCGCGUGCGGCCGACCUACAGAUGAAGUCGUCUGAAGACUCCCUUGGCCUUGAGCUGGUCAAAAUCAUCCUGUUGACCAUUCCGUAUACCAUGGCGUCCUCAGCAACAGGAUUCGAAAGCCAGGCCUCCGCUCUCCUCGAGAAGACGGAUAUUAUUGCCUCGACCGCCCACCCACUCGAGGCACUGGUCGAUCCCUUCCCGAGCCCCGAACCUGGGGCACCUGCCGGCUCGGAGAGCGCCCUCGCUCUACUGCAGAGACACAUGCAAGAGGAGGCCCAAAAUUCAUGGGAAUUGGCCUGCCUACCGCGCCCUUGGAAGAAGAACCGAUCUGGCGAGGAGGAAGAUCCCCUGGAGGCAGCGCAAAAACAGCCGUUCCCUCAGAUCACGGUUCCGGAGACGGUACAGAUUGGCCCUCGAUCCCUGUUCCCCGAAACAUACUCUUCUGUGUACGCCGAACAAGACAUUGAGACGGUCCCUGCGUCCUCGGAUCCAGCUGCAUUGCUCAUCCGAGAUGCAUUGGCCGACACCAUCAAUGUCCUCCACUUCAAUCGAGCAGUCGCUGCCAAGUUUCUGAUCGAUGUGGACUGUUACUUUGCCCCGGAUACCUUCGUGAAGCGAGCAACUCCUUUCGACAAGCUUCGGGAGGUUGCUGGGGACAAAGCUACCUGGAAACCCGAGGACGUCAUCGUCGAUGCUGCCUUUGCUCAACUACUGAAACUACCUGCUCCCGAACACAAGCUGGUCUACUAUCACGCCGUACUGACUGAAGCUUGCAAGCUUGCUCCUGCUGCAGUUGCGCCUAGCUUGGGUCGAGCAAUUCGCUACCUGUACCGUAACUUGGACAGGAUGGACAUGGAGCUUUCGCAACGCUUUUUGGACUGGUUUGCCCACCACCUGAGCAACUUCGGCUUUACCUGGAAGUGGACUGAAUGGGUUGAUGACGUGGCCCUACCGGACGUCCACCCCAAAAAGGCCUUCAUGAUCGAUGCUCUAGAGAAGGAAAUCAGACUGAGCUUCUCAAAGAGGAUCAAGGGCACUCUCCCGGAACCGUAUCAAGCGCUCAUCUCAGAAGCCAAAGAGAAAGACACGCCUGACUUCAAAUACCACGAAGAGUCGACGCCGUUUUCAGCCGAAGCACAGGAAAUUGCACAGCUGAUCCGGCGGAAAGCAACACACGACGAAUUUACCCCGAUCCUGCAGAAGAUUGAGCAAGAUGCUGCAAGUCAAGGGCUCCCAGACCCCGCUCUCGCCUCAGUCGACGCGUUCAUGACUUCGAUCUGCUGGGUUGGAUCGAAAUCACUGUCCCAUGCUCUUGCUUGUACCGAACGCUGUAAGGACCGGCUUCUGGCAUUCAGCGCGUCGAGCUCGGCGUGCAGAAAACAAAUCAUCACCUCGGUCAUGGACUACUGGCGCGAUCAGCGUGGCGUCGGCGUCAUCUUGAUCGACAAACUCCUCAACUACCAGAUCCUGACACCGCCGAGUGUGAUUGAGUGGGCAUUGAUUGACCAUGUCGAUCGCGGUAGGCUCCUUGCGACGACAUGGUGUUAUGAACUCGUCAACAAUACGACUGGCAAAGUUGCAGGUCGGGUGCGAAGUCUCGUCGCUGCAAUCCGCACUCCAGGGCUCACUGAGGAGCAAAAGAACGAACUGCAAUCGACACUGACUACCGAGCUGGAGGGCAUGAAAUCUCUCUUCGCGACCAUCGAAGACGCGGUUGGAAGUAUUCGCGAUGGCAACCAAGAUGGGAUGAUCGAAAGCUCUGACGCUCUACGCGCGGAGGAUGAAGCUCUUCUGAGAAAUUGGGGUGGACGGUGGGCGAGGGUGUUUCAGCGCAAGGGCGCGGUAGAGGAGAGCUGGGUGAGGGAGGAGUUGGCGAGGCCGAUUCCCGAGCCAGAGGUCAAGGAGGAGAUGAUGAAGGAUGAACAUGCCAACGUCAAUGAAGGGCGAGGAGAGAUCAACGGCGGGACAGCGGUGCAUGGAGAGGAUCGAGAUGGACUGGACGGGAUUGAAUAG
Messenger RNA from Cladophialophora carrionii CBS 160.54, 2541 nucleotides. RefSeq lists its product as uncharacterized. Lineage: Eukaryota; Fungi; Ascomycota; Eurotiomycetes; Chaetothyriales; Herpotrichiellaceae. Gene Ontology annotation, biological process: mRNA export from nucleus; nuclear-transcribed mRNA catabolic process, nonsense-mediated decay. The record is from RefSeq and is a predicted model, not a curated record. The transcript has 6 exons. Gene Ontology annotation, molecular function: RNA cap binding; mRNA binding. Gene Ontology annotation, cellular component: nuclear cap binding complex; nucleus. The coding region runs from base 1 to 2541 and encodes 846 amino acids.